Molecule: messenger RNA, 2327 nt
Organism: Rosa rugosa (rugosa rose)
Lineage: Eukaryota; Viridiplantae; Streptophyta; Magnoliopsida; Rosales; Rosaceae
Product: protein BONZAI 1-like
Exons: 16
Coding region: 132-1856 (574 amino acids)
Biological process (GO): cellular response to calcium ion
Cellular component (GO): plasma membrane
Molecular function (GO): calcium-dependent phospholipid binding
Source: RefSeq, a predicted model, not a curated record
AGUAUAUAUAAAUUAGAUAGAGAGGGAGGAGAGAUUUUUCGGACUCUACGACUUGCUUUGCUAGCUCCUCUCAGAAUCUGAGAGCUGAGAGAGCUGCUUAUUUCCAAAGUGCUUUUAUUUUUUGGUUCGGAAUGGGAAACUGCUGCUCCGAUGACGCCGGCGGCCAGACGGCCGUCGGCGGCACCGCCGCUUCUCACGGCAAUCCCAACGACGCUCACAACGACGCCGUCGAUCACCUCCUCAAGACCCGCGGCUACCACGGCCUCUUCUCUCAGAUCGAGUUAUCCUUGGCUGCUAUAGACUUGCGUGAUCGGGACGUGCUCUCGAAGAGUGAUCCCAUGGUGGUCGUAUAUACAAAAGGAAGAGAUGGAGGGCUUGUAGAGCUUGGCCGCACUGAAGUAGUUCUAAAUUCAUUAAAUCCGAAAUGGAUCACAAAGCAUAAUGUCACUUAUCAUUUUGAGGUCGUACAGACUUUGGUGUUUCGCGUGUAUGAUGUCGAUACUCAGUUUCACAAUGUGGAAGUGAAGAUGCUUAAGCUAGAUGAGCAACAAUUUCUUGGCGAGGCAACUUGUGCAUUGUCGGAGAUAGUUGCAAAAUCAGACAGAUUAUUAACCCUGGAUCUUGUAUAUAGAGAGGAAUCGAGCAGAUCAAACCGUGGAAAGCUCAUUGUGCAUGCUGAGGAGUCUGUUAGCUCAAAGACAACAAUUGAGAUGAGUUUGAGGUGUUUAGAUUUGGAAUACAAGGAUCUCUUCUCAAAAAGUGACCCUUUUUUGGUAAUAUCGAAAAUUGCGGAUAGUGGGAUCACAAUUCCAGUUUGCAAAACAGAAGUCAUAAAGAACGAACUCAAACCUGCAUGGAAGCCAAUAUAUUUGAAUAUUCAACAAGUUGGAAGCAAGGACAGCCCCUUGAUAAUAGAGUGUUUUAACUUCAACAGCAAUGGCAAACAUGAUUUGAUUGGAAAAGCUCAAAAAUCACUGGCUGACCUGGAAAAGCUUCAUACUAGUGGACAAGGAGAAAAUUUAUUUAUACCUGCUGGGCAUGAUCACCACAACAAGACACUGAAGAGUCAACUAUUUGUGGACAAGUUUACUGAGAGUGUUCAACACACGUUCCUUGAUUACUUGGCUGGGGGCUGUGAAUUAAAUUUCAUGGUGGCUGUUGAUUUUACAGCUUCAAAUGGGAACCCUCGCCUGCCCGAUUCUUUGCAUUAUAUAGAUCCUUCAGGAAGAACAAAUGCAUACCAGAGAGCAAUCAUUGAGGUUGUGGAGGUGUUGCAGUUUUAUGAUUCAGACAAGCGCUUUCCAGCCUGGGGAUUUGGAGCCCGACCAAUCGAUGGUCCAGUUUCUCAUUGCUUCAACUUGAAUGGGAGUAGUCAUCACUGUGAGGUUGAAGGAAUCCAAGGAAUUAUGGUGGCAUAUUCAAGUGCCCUCCAAAAUGUUUCUCUUGCCGGACCAACUCUUUUUGGACCCAUAAUCACUAAUGCUGCAUCAAUUGCCAGCCAGUCUCUUGCGAAUGGUGGACAAAAAUACUUCGUUUUGUUAAUAAUCACGGAUGGAGUAGUCACAGAUCUCCAAGAAACCAAAGAUGCCCUCGUGAAAGCAUCUGACCUGCCAUUGUCAAUCCUCAUUGUUGGAGUAGGAGGAGCUGACUUCAAAGAAAUGGAGAUUUUGGAUGCUGACAAGGGUGACAGGCUUGAAAGUACGACUGGGCGUGUUGCUUCACGUGAUAUAGUGCAGUUUGUUCCAUUCCGAGAUGUACAAAGUGGAGAAAUUUCCGUUGUUCAGGCGCUUUUAGCAGAAUUACCAUCUCAGUUUCUGACUUACAUGCGAUCCAGAAAUAUUAAACCAAAUUUGUGAACAUGUAAACAACUGUACAUAUGAAGAUUCAUGUUCUACUCUUGAUUGUCAUGCAGUAUGAGCCUGAAGGUUUUAUUUUACUUUUCCUUUUUGGUUGCACGCAAGGCAAUCCUAAUGUCCUUUUAUCACAAAGAACAAUUUUAUGUUGCACCAUCAUGUUGGAGUUGGUAUUGAUGCCCACAGCUGCACAGUCCUGGUAGCAUUUGUGAGACUGCCAACUUGAGGUGCACACAAUUUUUCUUUCCCAGGCGUUUGGUUAUACAACCAGAGGCGCUCAACGUGAACAUUUAAGGAGGCAGGAUUGUUCUGUUGCAAUGGGAACACGUUUCUUUCAAAAUCAACAAUUGGAGAAAGAUGUGAAGAACAGUACUUUUCAGAAUAGAAAUACAAGUGUUUUCGUAUGAAAAUUGUAGUUCUGUAAAGUGUUCAAAUAUUACAUAUAGCCUUUUUCCUGGACUUUUUCUUUCCAAA